Apodemus sylvaticus (European woodmouse) is the source of this 4339-nucleotide messenger RNA. RefSeq names its product G protein subunit alpha L (gene Gnal). The coding region runs from base 281 to 1426 and encodes 381 amino acids. Gene Ontology annotation, molecular function: G-protein beta/gamma-subunit complex binding; G protein-coupled receptor binding; GTP binding. The transcript is spliced from 12 exons. Gene Ontology annotation, biological process: adenylate cyclase-modulating G protein-coupled receptor signaling pathway. NCBI's taxonomy places the organism in Eukaryota, Metazoa, Chordata, Mammalia, Rodentia, Muridae. The record is from RefSeq and is a predicted model, not a curated record. Gene Ontology annotation, cellular component: heterotrimeric G-protein complex.
GGGCUCCGUGCGCGCUGUGCGCUGUUUCCCCGGCAGGUUCCUAAGACGACCUGCCUUCAAGGAGCGUUUCCCUGGGCGCACCUGCCUCCCGGCUCCGAUAGCCGGGAGCGUGCGGUGGGCAGGGGAGGGAGAAGCCAGUGCGAUCGCGGAUCCCCGGGAGACCUGGCCGUCUCUUUCAGUAUCAGAGAGCGGAGACGCCGUCGCCGGAGCGCAUAUCUCGGGGUCUCGCUGGCUCUGGUGCGCCUUCUUACUUGCCUGACCCGAGUACGAGCCAGCAGGCAUGGGUUGUUUGGGCAACAGCAGCAAGACCGCGGAAGAUCAGGGCGUGGAUGAAAAAGAACGCCGCGAGGCCAACAAAAAGAUCGAGAAGCAGUUGCAGAAAGAGCGCCUGGCUUACAAAGCGACUCACCGCCUGCUGCUUCUGGGGGCUGGUGAGUCCGGGAAAAGCACUAUCGUCAAACAGAUGAGGAUCCUGCACGUCAAUGGCUUCAACCCCGAGGAAAAGAAGCAGAAAAUUCUGGACAUCAGGAAAAAUGUCAAAGAUGCUAUUGUGACAAUCGUUUCAGCAAUGAGCACUAUAAUACCUCCAGUUCCACUGGCCAACCCUGAAAACCAGUUUCGGUCAGAUUAUAUCAAGAGCAUAGCCCCCAUCACUGACUUUGAAUAUUCCCAGGAAUUCUUUGACCAUGUGAAGAAACUGUGGGAUGACGAGGGGGUGAAGGCUUGCUUUGAGAGAUCCAACGAGUACCAGCUGAUCGACUGUGCACAAUACUUCCUGGAAAGGAUUGACAGCGUCAGUCUGGUUGACUACACGCCCACAGACCAGGACCUGCUCAGAUGCAGAGUGCUGACAUCAGGAAUCUUUGAGACACGAUUCCAAGUGGACAAAGUGAACUUUCACAUGUUUGAUGUUGGAGGCCAGAGAGAUGAGAGAAGAAAAUGGAUCCAGUGUUUUAAUGAUGUCACUGCCAUCAUUUAUGUGGCGGCCUGCAGUAGCUACAACAUGGUGAUCAGGGAAGACAACAACACCAACAGACUGCGGGAAUCGCUGGACCUGUUUGAAAGCAUCUGGAAUAACAGGUGGUUACGAACCAUUUCUAUCAUCCUGUUCUUGAACAAACAAGAUAUGCUGGCAGAAAAAGUCUUGGCAGGGAAGUCAAAAAUUGAAGACUAUUUCCCGGAGUAUGCCAACUAUACUGUCCCUGAAGAUGCAACCCCAGAUGCGGGAGAAGAUCCCAAAGUUACAAGAGCCAAGUUCUUUAUCCGGGAUCUGUUCUUGAGGAUCAGCACAGCCACAGGUGACGGCAAACAUUACUGCUAUCCUCACUUCACCUGCGCCGUGGACACCGAGAACAUUCGCAGAGUGUUCAACGAUUGCCGUGACAUCAUCCAGAGGAUGCACCUCAAGCAGUACGAACUCUUGUGAGGGCUACCUACCCCUCCUCCUCCUCCUCCCUGCUGCCUCUCCUCCCUCUUGGCAACCCCAUGAGGCAGCAUAUCUCCCUAGCCUGCGUGUCUGUCCACCCUGAGCCAUGGUAGGGCGUAGUGAGUGUCUGGUGUCAUUGGGCUGCUGUCUGUCCUGUCCUAGGUAUGCCUACAUGUGACCACCAAGCCUCUGGCUACCUCUGUUCCCCAAGGUUUGGUUCUGUGACUCUGGACUAAACAGCCUCCCACUACCAAUUUAUAUCACUGCAAAGCCACCAACUCUCCCUUGGGUUAUACUGCAGUGGAUUUUCUCUGGGUGGGAAUCUAUUUAUUCUUUGAUUGAAUGGUUGAUAGGUUGAAUCAUCACAGACAGCUUGGUGAAUGGAGGAAAUACAUUGUUUUCAAGUUAUCAAGCACGAUCACGAAACUGCCAGGGCAGUGCCAUGCACUUGGUUUUCCCCUUUAAAAAUGUGAGGCUACCAGAUGUCUGCCUUUUCUGGUCUGCACUGGCCCAGUGCUUAAAGUAGAUUCAAGUCAGCAAAAGAAUAAGAGAAACCUUUUCAGCCACAGUUGGCUUAAAUACCGUAAGCCUUGGGUAUUUGGGUUAGAGCACUCCUUGGAGCCUUUUCACUGGGGCAGAAAACCUGCCACAUUUCACUACUGCAAAUGGUGUCCCGCCUAUAAACAAGGGGUCCUCUACACCUUCAUGACAGCUGGGCAUAGUCCUUCCUAUCUCCUUUCUGUUGUUGCUUUACUAGACUGUACAGACCACAAGAUGUAAUACUCUUUUCUACGGCUACUCAAGAGUCCUCCUUGCAGAGUUCUGUGCCUUGGUGGCCGUCACCCCUGUAAGGAAACAUGUCCCAGCUGUGUCCAGCAGUUUGCAGUCCACACAGCCUGCUGCUUCACAGUGGGGAAUCAGUAGUAUCUGUUCCUCUUAGGAUAUCUUUAUCAAGUUGGUACUUAAUGGAAGACUCGUAGACUUAGAAUCAUCCACUUUACCAGCAGUAGCAUCCUAACACUGAAACUGUUGCAGCUCCCCUGAACCUCAGCUGCUGCAAAUACUGGGAUGACCCACUUCCAAGGCAUAAUUUUCAACCAAUUCUUUUUUCAGGGUACUAAUGGUCCCCCCACACACACACACACAAGAUGAAAUGUUUCUGAUGACCCCUUCAAGUUUUGUAGGCAGGAGCAGGCUAACCACCCCUUAGUUAAGUUCUAUACACAGUCCACCAAACAAGAAACCAGUAGACAGAGGAAGCACAGUGGUGUCAAUGUUGUAUAUGAAUAAGGACAAUAGGAUGGCAUCUUCUGAAGAUGAAAUACUACAAAGCUACUUAUCCAUUAUCUGUCUCUCUAUCUGCAUUGCUAGGGAUGAGCCCAGCACCUAGAGCAUGCUAGGCAAGCACUCUACUGCUAGUCCAUAUCCCCAGUCAUAACUCCAGCCCCCACAGAAACCUUUAUUUUAAAUAUAAAGACAAAAAUAAAUGGCUGUUCCUCACAUGUGUAAGAUGUGCAAACACAAGUUAUGGCAGGACACCUAGAAAGGGAUCACUCUGUCUAAGCCCCAGGCUUUGGGGGUCAUGCUCUUAGGCUUAAAGUUGUCUGUAAAGAUGUCCAAAGUUAAGUCUUUAGCAGUACAAAUAGGAAGGAGUGGCAGCCUGCAUUGCUCAUCAUCUCCUGACUGUUUUGUUGAUUCUGUAAACAGCAGCAUUGUAGAAUGCUCUAAAAACUCAUCCUGGAUGAGAUACUCUUCCACGAAAGGGUACAGGACAUGCCUCAGCUCCUCAUCACUGUCUUCUUGUGCCAUUCUCUACCAUUGCACAAAACUUCCAUCUGAAGCCAGGCGAUGAGGGUGCACACCUUUAAUCUCAGCACUUGGGAAACAGAGGCAGGCAGAUCUCUAAGUUCGAGGCCAGCCUAGUCUACAGAGUGCAUUCCAGGACAGCCAGGGCUGCACAGAGAAACUCUGUCUCAAACAAAACAAACUUCCAUUUUGUUUUCCAACUUCCAACACAUGAGAUGACAGUGACUUUCAGUUCCCCCUGCAUUCUCAAAGCAAAGAAGAAAAACUUGCGUGUGUGUGUGCGCGCACACACACACACACACACACACACACACACACGUGAGGUUUUUAUACUAUAGUGUACAUUACUACUCAACAGUUCCCUGCUCACUAAAUGACUACUGAAAAGUUUUGUCGCGGCCGAAUGUGUAACUCUGAUGAAGCACAUGCUUAGAGACCUGAACUCAAUCAAAAGAAAUGUAAAUAAAGUUAAAUCAUUAGAAAAGACCCAGACUCCUUAAGUAAGAAAAACAAUGUGCUUUAUCUGACAGAAUUAUUACACUAUUUGUUCUUAAAUUCAAACAUCCAUGUCUUCCCUGAUUCUUUUCAUGUUUUAAACAUGCGCAGGCAUUAAAUUCAGACUCAAUAACAUGGUCUCCUGGAAAGAAAACUGCACAUACCUAAAAACCCGGUUCCUUUAGCACAGAAACACAAAAGCCUUUAGUCUCACUCAUUGAAUUUGUACUUUUGAGCAUAUAACUUCAUGAUCUAUAAGAAAAUGAGAGCCAUUUUGUAGAAAAACAGAAAAGACCCAACUUUCAGGAGUAGACAUAGUCUCGCGUGUCCAAAGCUGCGGGGUCCUUCCUGUGGAAGCACGGACUGUGUGUCACGCAUGCGAGUGGUAAUAGCAUCCAUGACAUUUAUAUUCUAUACAGAUGGAACCUUUGGUUAUACAUAUAUCUCGUAAAAUGAAAAGAUGAAUUUGCUACAGAGUACACGGUCUGUUUUUAUAGCGUGAGAACAGUGCAGCCAACCGUUUAUUCUGCAGUCGCUGGCAUUGAAGAUUCAGAGUCCCCGUGAGGUACAUAGGAACGACCAACAUUCGCUCUCCUCCGUGACUCACAGGAC